Molecule: messenger RNA, 1585 nt
Organism: Phanerochaete carnosa HHB-10118-sp
Lineage: Eukaryota; Fungi; Basidiomycota; Agaricomycetes; Polyporales; Phanerochaetaceae
Exons: 8
Coding region: 36-1337 (433 amino acids)
Molecular function (GO): oxidoreductase activity, acting on paired donors, with incorporation or reduction of molecular oxygen; monooxygenase activity; iron ion binding
Source: RefSeq, a predicted model, not a curated record
GAGACAUAAUAUAUCUAAGCAUCUUGGGCCAGCCUAUGAUUGUCCUCAACUCUGCCAAGCACGCCGUCGAGCUCCUUGACAAGCGCAGUAACAUCUACUCCGACCGACCUGUCCUCAUGAUGGGAGGAGAAAUCGUCGGUUGGAAAUACACUCUCGUGCUGACACCUUACGGGCGACGAUUCCGCGAGUAUAGGCGCUUCAUUGCGAAGCUGAUCGGUGGGCCAGCCCAGAUGCAGACCCAUCUGCCGUUGGAGGAAUAUGAGACGAGACGCUUCCUGAAGAGAAUACUCAACGACCCGGAGCGUGUUUCUGACCAUAUCCGGAAGACGGUCGGCUGCAUCAUCCUCAAGCUGUCAUAUGGAUACGAAGUUCAGGAAGGGCAUGACCACCUAAUCGAGCUCGUCGACACAGCAACUGAACAGUUCUCUAUGGCGACGUCUCCUGGAGCUUUCCUUGUAGAUGUCUUUCCUCUGUUGCGCUAUGUGCCCGCUUGGGUCCCCGGCGCUGGAUUUCAGAAGAAGGCACAGGAAUGGAAGAGGACCAUAAAGCGGAUGGCAGAUGAGCCGUGCGAGUUUGUGAAGAAAAGAAUGGAUGAGGACGCAAAUAUUCCCAACUACACUUCAGAACUCUUGCAGAACGAGACACUGGAAGGAGACAAGGAGUUCAACAUCAAGUGGUCUGCUGCAUCUCUCUACUCUGGUGGAGCUGAUACCACGGUGUCGGCAGUUUACUCAUUCUUCCUUGCCAUGACCUUGUAUCCCCACGUCGCUAAACGUGCACAAGCAGAGAUUGACUCGGUCGUCGGUGGCGACCGUCUUCCCAACUUCGAGGACCGGCCGAAUCUGCCUUACGUCGAAGCGCUGGUGAAGGAGGUCUUUCGCUGGAAUCCCGUUGCUCCGCUUGGUGCACCACAUCGAUUAACUGAGGAUGAUACAUAUGAAGGGUACUUCAUACCCAAGGGCUCUAUUGUCAUUGCCAAUAUAUGGAAAUUUUUACACAACCCCAGCACCUAUGUUGACCCCUUUGUCUUUGACCCUACACGUUUCCUUCCUGAGGAUGGCCGUAUACCGGCCCCAGACUCUAGAGACUACUGCUUCGGCUUCGGCAGAAGAAUAUGUCCAGGCUUGAAUCUUGCAGAUGCCUCAGUCUUCCUCUCGUGUGUCAUGGUGCUUGCAACGUUUGACAUUACCAAAACUGUCGAGAACGGCAGGGUUAUCGAGCCUGAGGUGGAGUACACGAGCGGAACGAUCAGUCAUCCGAAGCCGUUCAAAUGCACCAUCAAGCCAAGAUCUACAAAGGCGGAGGCAUUAAUCUUGUCCAUGGACGAGCAGCCUUAAAAAUGCAUAGCAUCGUUCUCUGCUGUACGACGCCUCUACACGCUGCUGCAGGCCACCGAUAUGCGUGUAGGCUGUGGUAAUUCUGCACAUAUAUACGGUUUCGCGCCACAUCGAGUAUGAGAGCCGGAAGAUAGGACCGAAUGCUCCUCGCCUCAAGUCGCCAGCAUUUGUCUCGUGCUCUCAAGGACCUGGCAAGCUCGCGUACUUGCCGGAAGAGGGGGAGAGACAUGUACUACUGAUGUACUGCA